GAUCAUAUCGAUUUGAGAGCUCAUCCCCCUCUUUUAAACAGCCUCAGAGGCUCAGAGCUUUGGAGAGUUCAUAGGAAGAGAGAGAGAGAGGUGAAAGCAGGAAAGAUAAAGAGAGAAAGUAACUCAUGGUUUCUAGGGAGCACAAGAAAGCAGCACUGCAUGAGAAGCUGCAACUACUUCGUUCCAUUACCAACUCUCAUGCUCUAAACCAAACCUCAAUCAUAGUAGAUGCAUCAAAGUAUAUCGAAGAGCUAAAACGGAAAGUGGAAAUAUUGAAUCAAGAUAUAGCGACUGCACAAUCCUCUAGUGAUCACCCAAACCCAAUGCCUGGGCUACAGGUUAUGGUAGAAGCCCUAGAGAAGGGCUUCCUAAUAAAUGUGUUAUCAGAGAAGAGUUGCCCAGGCCUGCUUGUCUCCAUAUUGGAAGCCUUUGAAGAACUGGGUCUUAAUGUUCUGGAAGCUAGGGUGUCUUGUGCAGAUAAUUUCCGGUUACAAGCAGUGGGAGGAGAUAAUGAAGAACAAGCCGAAAGCAUUGAUGCUCAGGUGGUGAAACAAGCAGUGGUGCAGGCUAUUAAGAACUGGAGUGGAAGUACUGAACAAGACUAGUAAUUAAGCAUCCGGUGUUAUAUAUAUAUAUAUAUAUAUAUCUCUUUCCCCUUUACAAUCUUCCAUUUUCUUCCUUGUUGUAAGUGCAUGGCGAGCUUCUAAAAAAUGAGUUGGAAGUUGGUUUGAAGAUCACAAACAAGUACCAAGAAAAGAAAUGACUCUUGGUUUACCAAAAUUUUCUAGCAGCGAGCAGGCGAAUCUUGGCUGAGAUGACUCGUUGUCAUGUGCUUAUAGUUUUGGUUUGUAGGCAGGGCUUAUAUAUUUGCUUAAAUUCCAUAUAUUUCAUUAAUCUGCCUUCUACUUUAA
This is a messenger RNA of Alnus glutinosa, 911 nucleotides long. Its product is annotated as transcription factor SCREAM2-like. Gene Ontology annotation, cellular component: nucleus. Bases 126 to 605 code for a protein of 159 amino acids. The record is from RefSeq and is a predicted model, not a curated record. Gene Ontology annotation, biological process: regulation of DNA-templated transcription. Gene Ontology annotation, molecular function: DNA-binding transcription factor activity; sequence-specific DNA binding. NCBI's taxonomy places the organism in Eukaryota, Viridiplantae, Streptophyta, Magnoliopsida, Fagales, Betulaceae. The transcript has 4 exons.